This is a messenger RNA of Ailuropoda melanoleuca (giant panda), 6170 nucleotides long. It is a transcript of the gene SLC5A2, whose product is annotated as solute carrier family 5 member 2. Gene Ontology annotation, biological process: transmembrane transport; sodium ion transport. Gene Ontology annotation, cellular component: plasma membrane. Bases 4115 to 6136 code for a protein of 673 amino acids. Gene Ontology annotation, molecular function: D-glucose:sodium symporter activity. The record is from RefSeq and is a predicted model, not a curated record. The transcript has 14 exons. NCBI's taxonomy places the organism in Eukaryota, Metazoa, Chordata, Mammalia, Carnivora, Ursidae.
GUGGGGUUCCCACGGUGGGUUAUUAAGCCCCUGAAGCUGGCUGUCUGGGCGGGGAGUUGACGGCUGACUUAUCCUUUCGCGGCCGCCCUCCCCCAGGAAUGCUUCGCGCCCUUCUCGGGAGGCAGCUUUUUCGAGCACGAGGGCCGCCCGCUGUGCGAGAACCAUUUCCACGCGCGGCGUGGCUCGCUGUGCGCCACGUGUGGCCUCCCCGUGACCGGCCGUUGCGUGUCAGCCCUGGGCCGCCGCUUCCACCCAGACCACUUCACCUGCACCUUCUGCCUGCGCCCGCUCACCAAGGGCUCCUUCCAGGAGCGCGCCGGCAAGCCCUACUGCCAGCCCUGCUUCGUCAAGCUCUUCGGCUAACCGCCGGCGGGGCUUGCCCCUGCCACAGCCCAAGGCCCUGGGAACCCCACCCUUCCCCGAAAAUCGCGCUCUCCGCACUCCACGGCCUUGCUCGUUGAGCCUGGGGCUCUCUCCCCGGCGCACCCGGUGAGGCCCCACCCACUGGAGAGACCCGCCCCGGAGGUACUCGACUCUCGAGUUCUCCACGGUCAAGUUCAGCAACGGUCCGGCCAAUUUCGAGACCGCACGCGUGGGUCGUACGCCGUAGGGCAACCCCGCCUGAGGUCUUCACUUGAUCCCCACCAUCGAGGGAGCCCCCGGACUGGGGGCGGGCCCUUGCAAUUCCGACUAACGAGAGGACAGGCCAGGACAUACCUGCUCCCCGCUCCCUCACUCUUCUGUGCACUUUUUUUCUACCUACAUAAAAACACAUGCCACGUGAUGCUGGUGCGGUGUCUCUGACUGCGCGGGACGGCUUUGCGCGGUGACUGCCUGCUUCUGGCGCGCGCUCCGGCGGCCGGGGGUUCUAGGUCCCCGCCCUGUGGCCGCGGUGGGACCUGCAGCCUAGCCCUUGCGGGCGGUCCUUCACGUAUCAAAUGCGCCUGCGCUGGAUUGUACAGGUAGCUGGGAGCCCGAACAGGGAGGUCAGGCUGGGCCCCGUGGAAACUUCCCACCCUCAUUCCCCACUUCUUCAGCAACCUGUAUCCUUGAAAUAAGCCCUUCAUCUGUGUCCACCCCCACCGCCCACUCCCUCCCACCCUUGUCACCUUGUCUAAUUUUCAGACUUUUUCUCCGCUCCUGAAAAGACCCUCAGUGAUGGGGCUCCAUCCAGAAGUGCCAAUGUAUGCCUGCUCCUUGGAUCUGGGCGCUAAGGCACAGCUUCCCUCUUAUUUGUAUUGACUCAUAACAUCUCCCCUAAGCAGAGGAUGACACUUGGGGUGGUCAGAGGACUGACCAAAGGAAGCACUAGGAGGCUAUUCACUCAGACAGACCAGGAGUAGGGAAGUCUUUCUGGAGGAGGUGACACCUGAGCUAAGCCCCAGCAGAAAUUCGUGGGCCAGGGAUUUUUAGAUGUGGACUUUAGGCUCCAUCUGAAUCCCCAAGCCCCAGAGCCUUUCUGAGCCUCUGAGCCCUCACUUUGGACCCUGCAGUUCCCUAGGGACAGGGCUUGGAUUCCUGGAUCCAAACUGUAGGAGGCUUUGAAGCUGGAAAUCAUGGAUUCUUAGAGGCCCUUCCUGCUUGAGGAGCUGGUAGCCAAGGAGAGUGUGUGUGGGCAAGGCAAAGGUGAGGUGUUCUCUGUCCUCACCUCAGCCUGACCCUCGGUUUCUUUCCUCUCCGAGGCUCCUCUCCCUAGGUCUUCCCAGGCUUCCUGCUCUUCUCCUUCCACAUAUUCUCCCUGGAGAAUUCUGUCUGCUUCCUGGCAAUGAACCACCUUCCUGUCUUGAGGACACCGCCAUUGGCUAUCUUUAGUCUCGAGUCAUUCCUUUCACCAAGUGUUUAUUGAGUAUGUACUAAGCCAGGCUCUAUAUCAGGCGCUGGGAAGACCAUAGGGAACCAAGCAGACAUGCUUCUUGACCUCGUAGAGCUGAAGUCUAGUCGAGGAGACAGAUGACAAGUACCAAGUGACACACGUGAUGAACUAAUGGAGACCUUCCCGGUGGCCUAAGUACAGUUCACUCUUCCCCCGUUUCCAUCCAUAGCACCUCCCUAGUCCCUCAAAGCACUUAUCACUAUUGCAAAUAGGUGUUUAUUUGUUGCUAGUUUAUGUCUGUUUCUGAAACUGGGAGGCAAGCCCCUGAGAAUUUGUCUGUCAGAUUACAUGUUUGUUUUGCUGACCACUGUCUCUCCAGUGUCUAGAAGUCUGUGUAGCCUGCGGUAGGUGCUGGAUGAAUAUUUGUUAAUGAAGGAAGGAAUGAGGAAGAAAGGAAAGGAGGGAGGGGGGAAAGGGGGAAAAAAUAGAGAAAUAAGUUCGAGAAAGUGAGGAAGGGAUGACUUCUAACCAGAUUGUCAGUCUCUGUGAAUAUGUAACGUCGAAGUUGAGACUUAGAAGGUUGAGGAAAGAAAACAGCCAGGCAAAGAGCCUGAGGAGAGCAUUCCAGGCAGAGGAGACAGCAAGUGCAAAGGCCAGGAGGUAGGAGGGGGACUGGUAUAGUGACGAAAAGGAAAGAAGGCCGGUAGGGCCAGAGUAGGGUGAGGAAGGGGGAGAGUAGUAGGAGAUGAGUUCUAAGAGGAAGUAGGAGCCAUGUCAUCAUGGAGGGCUCUGUAGGCCAUGAAGAGGGCAUAUAGAUUUUAAGGGCCUAAACCCCCAUAUGUCCUCUGACACUUUCGGGAUUUCUCUCAGGCAUUUCAAAUUUAUCACCCCCUGAAGCAGACGCUGUGGGUGUGUUGCUCACAUCCACUCGCCCCCCUGGGUAGACAGUUCCCAGACACCCGGGCUCCCCAGCUGCUCCCUGAGUUGCUGUCUGAGGGUGCUCUCAGGAGAAACGAGUGUGCCCCUGCCCCCAGCAGGCCUGAAGCAGGAGGGGGAGGUUCUGUGACCUUUGAGACAGGAAUUGGUGAAUACAUACUCCAGCUUCCUGGCUCUGAGGGGUCAAUUCUGAGGUGUGUUCUCCACAGCGUAUCAAAGAGUCCCCACUGGGGUUGUUCACAGUGGCGACCUUUUAAUCAACAUGGCCCUUAUUGGCUUUUCUUCUUUCUUUGCCUCACUUCCCCUCACUUCCUUCCUGGGGUCACCUCCUCAGGAAAGUCCUUGCACUUGAUUCUCAACUUCCGGUCUGCUUUGAAGGGACCCAAACUAAGGCAUUGCUUAAAUAUAUCCCCCUAAAAUAUUGUUUUCUGUUCUCCAUCUCAGGCAUGAGCCCAACUUGUUCUAAUCAGAUAUCCAAGUCUGGCCAAUUCUUCUAGAAAGGCAGAGGUACUGAUAUUUAUCAGUACCCUCCCUUCUUCUGUUCAGCCCUGUGCUGAGCAAUGGGACUCCAGGGUUGAGUCAGGUCAUUUCCUGCUUGGGGGUAAUCUCUAGUCUGUUGGGAAGGCAGACCUGGACCCAUACGAGGACAACACCAUGUGCUCAUAACUGUAUCAGAAAAGUCAGAGAAGCCUUUCCUGAAGAGUUGACAUGGGCUGGGUACUGAAGGUCAGCAUCUGAGAGGUAGGAGUGGGCCAUUUGGGAAUCAGGGAGGCACUCUAAGCAGAACGCACAGCUUAGGCAAAAGUUUGAGUGUGUGAAAAUACAGGGGCUGGGCAGGGCAAGGGAGUUGGGGGGAAAUGGGAUAUCACCCCAGAUUUGGUAUAGGGGAGCAAGGGGAAGGGCGGGCAGGAGUCAGUGGAUGGCAAGCCUUGAACACGAGGCAGAAGAGCUCCUAUUCAUUCAGUAAGAUGGGGAGCGAGGAAGGGUUUCUGAGCAGGGGAGGGACACUGUCAGAUUUGGGUUUGCAAAGGAUCCCUCCGGGUUAGUCAAAAGGAGGAGGCUGGCUCAGCCACGCUCCCUAGGUCAAGGCUGAAGGGUAAGCAUGAGGGAAAGGAGUAAUUUUGAGCCUGGGGCAGUGGGGAAGGGGUGGGGGCUAAGGCCCUGGAAGGAAUGCUCCUGAACUUGAAAGUGUCUGCUCCAUAGGAUGAGUUUUUGGCCUUGAUGAGACCUGAUUCAGCUAAACAAAGCUGGGGAGGGGGGACAAGACCUAGGGGACUUGUCGGCUCACUGCCCCUGAGGUAACCAUUAAUCCCUCCUGUGAGGAAAUCCACGGGCUGGUCCCUUGAGGGCCAGAUCCUAGGCAGAAUGGAGGAAUACACAGAAGCAGGCUCCGUACCAGGACUGGGAAACCAGAGGGUCCCAAUUAACAACUUUGCUGACAUCCUGGUCAUUGCUGCUUAUUUCCUGCUGGUCAUUGGUGUCGGCCUGUGGUCCAUGUGCAGAACCAACAGAGGCACGGUUGGCGGCUACUUCCUGGCAGGACGAAGCAUGGUGUGGUGGCCGGUCGGGGCCUCCCUCUUUGCCAGCAACAUCGGCAGUGGCCACUUUGUGGGCCUGGCAGGGACUGGUGCUGCGAGUGGCUUGGCUGUGGCAGGAUUUGAGUGGAAUGCGCUGUUCGUGGUGCUGUUGCUGGGCUGGGUCUUCGCGCCGGUGUACCUGACCGCGGGCGUCAUUACCAUGCCGCAGUACCUGCGCAAGCGCUUCGGAGGCCAUCGCAUCCGCCUCUACCUGUCGAUGCUCUCGCUGUUUCUGUACAUCUUCACCAAGAUUUCGGUGGACAUGUUCUCCGGGGCAGUAUUCAUUCAACAGGCUCUGGGCUGGAACAUCUAUGCCUCCGUCAUCGCCCUUCUCGGCAUCACCAUGAUCUACACUGUGACAGGAGGGCUGGCGGCGCUCAUGUACACCGACACCGUGCAGACCUUCGUCAUUCUUGGGGGGGCCUUCAUCCUCAUGGGUUACGCCUUCCACGAGGUGGGCGGGUAUUCGGGGCUUUUCGACAAAUACUUGGAGGCAGUGACGUCGCUGACGGUUUCUGAGGAUCCGGAGGUGGGCAACAUCUCGAGCUCCUGCUAUCUACCCCGGCCGGACUCCUACCACCUGCUCCGGGACCCCGUGACGGGGGACCUACCGUGGCCCGCGCUGCUCCUGGGUCUUACCAUCGUCUCGGGCUGGUACUGGUGCAGCGACCAGGUCAUCGUGCAGCGCUGUCUGGCCGGGAAGAGCCUGACCCACAUCAAGGCGGGCUGCAUCCUGUGCGGCUACUUGAAGCUGAUGCCCAUGUUCCUCAUGGUCAUGCCAGGCAUGAUCAGCCGCAUUCUUUAUCCGGACGAGGUGGCGUGUGUGGUGCCCGAGGUGUGCAAGCGCGUGUGCGGAACCGAGGUGGGCUGUUCCAACAUCGCCUACCCGCGGCUUGUUGUGAAGCUCAUGCCCAAUGGUCUGCGGGGACUCAUGCUGGCGGUCAUGCUGGCCGCGCUCAUGUCCUCGCUGGCUUCCAUCUUCAACAGCAGCAGCACGCUGUUCACCAUGGACAUCUACACGCGCCUGCGGCCCCGCGCGGGCGACCGCGAGCUGCUGCUAGUAGGACGGCUCUGGGUGGUGCUCAUCGUGGCGGUAUCCGUGGCCUGGCUCCCCGUGGUGCAGGCGGCGCAGGGCGGCCAGCUCUUUGAUUACAUGCAGGCCGUCUCCAGCUACCUGGCGCCGCCCGUGUCCGCCGUCUUCGUGCUGGCGCUCUUCGUGCCUCGCGUCAACGAGAAGGGUGCCUUCUGGGGACUGAUUGGGGGCCUGCUCAUGGGUCUGGCGCGCCUGAUUCCGGAGUUCUCCUUUGGCUCGGGCAGCUGUGUGCAACCCUCAGCGUGCCCAGCACUCGUCUGCGGCAUGCACUACCUCUACUUUGCCAUCGUACUCUUCAUCUGCUCUGGCCUCCUCACCCUUGUGGUCUCGCUGUGCACAGCACCCAUCCCACGCAAGCACCUCCACCGCCUGGUUUUCAGUCUGCGGCACAGCAAGGAGGAGCGAGAGGAUCUGGACGCUGACCAGCUGGAAGGUCCAGCCUCACCCCCUACACAGAACGGGUGUCCCGAGCACACAGUGGAGAUGGAGGAGCCCCAGUCCCCAGCACCAGGCCCGCUCCGCAGGUGCCUGCUCUGGUUCUGUGGAAUGGGCGGAGCUAGGGCAGGUGGCCCCCCAGCCCCGACCCAGGAGGAGGUGGCUGCGGCAGCCAGGCGGCUGGAGGACAUCAGUGAGGACUCGAGCUGGACCCGUGUGGUCAACUUCAAUGCCCUGCUAAUGAUGGCUGUGGCCACGUUCUUCUGGGGCUUUUACGCCUGAGGCCAACUCUGCUGGAUACCAUGAGCCACAGCCA